Molecule: messenger RNA, 387 nt
Organism: Notechis scutatus (mainland tiger snake)
Lineage: Eukaryota; Metazoa; Chordata; Lepidosauria; Squamata; Elapidae
Source: RefSeq, a predicted model, not a curated record
GCCCUGUGCUUUGGAGAGGUGCGCAUCCGGGUGGAUCUGCAGAAGUCGCCUCACCUGCAGCCCCCCGACCCCUUGCCCCCCGACCCGGCUGACGGGGCCCGAGAGGAGGCGCUGUCCCUGGGGCCCUCCCUGCUGCAGCUGGUCAGCCAGCUCUGCUCCUUCCACGUGGACUCGGUCAACGUGAUGGUGCUGCACGUGGCCGCCUCGGAGUCCCUGUGGCACGUCCAGGUGUCCAGGUCCCAGGUUUUGCUGGGCUGUGACGGCAGGAGCGUGGCCUGCAAGCUGACCUGUGGCCAGGUGAACAGCAAGGUGCUGAAGAGCAGCCAGCAGGUAAGGCUGGGAGGGAGGGGCAGUCGAGGACCCCCCCCAAACCUCCCCACCCUUUGA